CUAAAAUGAAUAUGCUUUGUUAAAUUAAACACAAAGUAAUUAGUUGAGCUCUAGCAUUAAGCUUAGAAAGAACAAUGAAACUCUUCUUAAUAAUAGGUUUAAUUUGUGGCCUUAUUAUUGCUAAUAAGGCGGCGGUGAUGCAAGGGAAUUACGCUGAUCCAAAACACCCAGGUAAAUGUGUCUAUCAUGAUAUGAUAUUGUCGCCUGGUGAACAUCCCUAUUCCAAAUGUGGGCGUAUGUUGUGCGGUGAAACUGGAUGGAUAGUUUUUCAUACAUGUGGCGCCAUAUUACCACCAGACGGUCAUAAGUUGGGAAAACCCAUUUAUCCAGAUGCAAAAUAUCCGAAAUGCUGUGAAAAGCAUUAUAUUCCAAUUGAAGAAGAAAAUGCGUAAAAUAUAUAAAAUUCCAAAAACUCAUAAGAUAUACUAAAAAUAAAUCACUUUAAAAAUUAAAA
Lucilia cuprina (Australian sheep blowfly) is the source of this 454-nucleotide messenger RNA. RefSeq lists its product as uncharacterized. The transcript has 3 exons. Lineage: Eukaryota; Metazoa; Arthropoda; Insecta; Diptera; Calliphoridae. The coding region runs from base 75 to 392 and encodes 105 amino acids. The record is from RefSeq and is a predicted model, not a curated record.